AUGCCGCUGAACGCCCUGCUUACUGCAUCCAUCGAGUACGAGAUCGUAGCGCGCUCCUUGCCUCUGACGGGCAAAGUUCUGGCGGCAUACCUCGAUGCCUCCGGAACGCGCGUCGGGUUGGGCAUCGGCAACCCCAAUGCUGAGCUCACCCCGGAUAUGUCGGCUCGUGCGUUAGCUUCAGAGGGUGGUAGCGCAAAGGUCGUCUGGGGCUCGCGAGCUGGUGAUGUGCUUUUCACGACUGCCCCGAGAGCAACGGAGACUGGCCGCAGAAGCGCGGCCGAAGUCCGAAGAUGUGGUGUCAUCGAUGAACACGAAGGCGCUGUCACAUUGGAUGCGAAAUGGGUUGACGUUCAACGUUCAACGUUCAGGUCGGAUGGGUCCUUACUGCAGGAGCUGAUGGAUGCGGCAAUUGAGCUUUGGGACGCGAAGACUGCGUCCUGCAAUUGGACUUCUCACCAAGUCUUGAGCACCUCCGUUCCUGAUGCAUGCCUCAAAGUCGGUGGAUCCACCACCUGUGGCUACGUCGUUGCAGUCUCCGAAGCGGCGACAUCCACGUUUGGACAGGAUUCGACUUUGGAGAAGGAAAAGGAGAGGGACGUGGAGAGCGUGAUGGUGGACAAGUGGACGCGCGGCACGCUGAGGUGCGUCAGCAAGGCGGUGGAGAAGCGGACGGGGAAGGGGCUGGAUUUGGACUUGGGGAGGUUGAAGGGGUUAAUGGGGAACGUUGGUGUGAAUGCACCCAGUGCUGAGGCGCAAAUAUGA
This is a messenger RNA of Cyclocybe aegerita, 762 nucleotides long. The record is from the annotation of a GenBank genome assembly. NCBI's taxonomy places the organism in Eukaryota, Fungi, Basidiomycota, Agaricomycetes, Agaricales, Hemipholiotaceae.